AUGUGCGUCAACUGUAGUAUUGAUGUCACCGACUCCUCCCAUGGCGGCGUCUGUCAACCCUCCUCGGAAAAUAUAAGUCGAACAUCCUUAUUUAUCCGUUCUGCACAAUUGUCCGUGGUGCAAGCGGCACUCAGCCUCAUUCGCAAAAGAAUGCGCAAUGUUCACGAAGUUACGCGGGUUACCUAUCUGGCUCCAGGCAUUAUCAAUGACGUGAAACUGUCACAGAAACUCUCCUGGCUGUUGCGAAGUUCUUCUUUCGCAUCCACGGCCAAGGAACUCGAUCUUCCAUCAAACCUACUCAAGUUACUUCAGAGUCAGAUUUUGACUGAGAAACGUGAACUUGAAGCGGAGGAGCUGCUGCCUAAGGUAAACUGUUUUCAUUAG
Messenger RNA from Dibothriocephalus latus, 384 nucleotides. The record is from the annotation of a GenBank genome assembly. NCBI's taxonomy places the organism in Eukaryota, Metazoa, Platyhelminthes, Cestoda, Diphyllobothriidea, Diphyllobothriidae.